Messenger RNA from Cornus florida, 432 nucleotides. RefSeq lists its product as uncharacterized. The record is from RefSeq and is a predicted model, not a curated record. Lineage: Eukaryota; Viridiplantae; Streptophyta; Magnoliopsida; Cornales; Cornaceae. The transcript has a single exon. Bases 1 to 432 code for a protein of 143 amino acids.
AUGGAACAAAAUUUGAAACUCAUUCCCACAGAUGGAGCAUUACUGAAUGAUCCAACUAAAUAUAGAAGACUGGUUAGGAGAUUGAUUUAUCUUACCAUCACAAGGCCUGACAUAGUCUAUCCUGUUCAAACGUUGAGUCAAUUCAUGCAUGAGCCUCGAAAACCUCAUUGGGAUGCUGCAAUACGAAUUCUCAAAUACAUCAAAGGUACUACUGGUCAAGGUUUACUAUUUUCGUCCACCAACAGCCUUACCUUGAAACUUUUUGUGAUUGAGAUUGGGGAGGAUGUCGUGCCACAAGGAGGUCAGUUACAAGAUAUUGUGUUUUCCUUGGAAAUUCUCUCAUCUCAUGGAAAUCCAAGAAACAAGCAAAUGUUUCUAGAUCAUCAGCAGAAGCCGAAUAUCGAGCUAUGGCUAACAUAUGUUUGGAGCUAA